UCACGUAAUAUUGUAUAAAACUCACUGAAAAUUGUCAAGACGACAUUUGAUAAAUUCUUCCGAUGUAUUCGUUAUUACGGGUUUUACUGUACAUGAAACCUGGGAAACCUGGGAAGAUACCCAUUGAAGAUCCCCCCCCCCUCACACAUGGAAACAAGCUUACCAUUUAGUUGUAACAUUCAUAUUUUUUAUGGUUAACAUUUUUUUUCGAAAUGCGAAACAUGUUAGAUGGUCUAGUGUCUUUUAUAUACGGAUGUAUAGCACAGGAAAUGGGAAUUAUAUUGAAACAUGAAGGAAUAAUGAUAUGGGCGAUCUUCUUGUUUUUGUUCGUAGUUUGGCAGAUUGUCGCUUGGGAAGGUUAUUCUUCAUCCCCUAUUGACUGCCUGCUAAGUUUAGAGGUGUGGGGAAUUCUUAGAAGCUUGGUUAUGCUUGCUGGGACAUUAGCUAGUUACAGGUAUAUGAGUGGUGGAGUGUGGAGUGCAGGAUUGAGUGAAUAUCACUCUGGUUUAGAAGAAUCCACAUCACUCAACCACUGUUCCUAUCCGUUCAAUCAUCACUCAUUAUUCAUCCUGGCCUUGACAGAAUUCAGUGGUUCCUGUGUCCUAACAUUUCUAGCGGAUAAGAUAUUUUCAAAUAAUUUCUUGAUAAACAAUGAUCCAGAAAAAUAUUUUAGUGGAAGUAUAUUUGCAUUUUUUGUCAUCAUUUUCGUUCUCCUUGGAAUGGACAUUUCAGGAGCCAUGUUCCACCCAACCCUGGCUACUCUUCUUCUAGGUGGUUGCAAGGGUCAAGGAGCCUUGGAGCAUAUUCUUGUUUACUGGUUGGCUCCAAUAUCCGGAGUUUGGAGCGCGAGAUGGCUCCAAAGAUUACCUACAAAAGAUAUACCUCAAUCAGAAAAGAAGAAAAAGUUAAAAUCUUCUUAAUUUUUAAUAACUUUGAUUUGUGUGUCAUUUUUUGCUUUGCCUCAAUAGCUUGCCUGCUAUAGAAAAUUAUUCAAUAUCUUUCAUUAUCUUAAAAAAAGAGAUAUCUGUUAUUUUAUCUUUUAGUAAAUUCACCCAAA
Eurytemora carolleeae is the source of this 1057-nucleotide messenger RNA. RefSeq names its product aquaporin-11. Gene Ontology annotation, cellular component: cytoplasm. Bases 213 to 920 code for a protein of 235 amino acids. The transcript is spliced from 8 exons. NCBI's taxonomy places the organism in Eukaryota, Metazoa, Arthropoda, Copepoda, Calanoida, Temoridae. Gene Ontology annotation, molecular function: channel activity. The record is from RefSeq and is a predicted model, not a curated record.